Molecule: messenger RNA, 2082 nt
Organism: Blepharisma stoltei
Lineage: Eukaryota; Ciliophora; Heterotrichea; Heterotrichida; Blepharismidae
Source: the annotation of a GenBank genome assembly
AUGGGAAUUUGCUUUAGCAAGCCGAAAGUUACAGAUCUUUCUCUAACCAGAGAAGUCAAAGAAGAUGAUUCUGAAAACAAACCUCGUGCAAGACGGCAAAAUGUUCGAUUAUCAGUUGUAGCAGCAGCCGGUCCUGAAAAUAAUAUCGAAGAACUUCCUGAAUCAGCAAAAACAGUCGCAGUAGAAAGCAUCAAAUCCAAUAUUGAAACCAGCCGUCCUAAAAUUGAAUUCAGAGUCAAAGUAGAAGGCGAACUGCCAAAUGGCCACCAACAAGGCUUCGAAGACAAAAAACAAAAAAUUGAAGGAAUAAGUGACAUUUCAGAAAUCACUCCUUUAGGCAUCGGUUUUGCUUGCAAAAAAGGUUUAAAGCCAGACCAGUUCAACCAAGACGAUUUUUCAAUAAUAGUUGACCCUGAUUUCAAAUUUUUCGGUGUUUUUGACGGUCAUGGCUCAUAUGGUCACCGUAUAUCAAAUUACGUCCAUUCACAGCUUCCUGAGCUAAUCAUAUCUCACCCUUCAUUUUCCAUAAAUCCUCAGGAAGCUAUCAGUGAUAGCUUCCAAAAAGUAAACCAGUGCUUAUUCAGCCAAUGCUUACGACUUGAAAGCAAUUUUGAUUGCAAAUUUUCAGGCACUACUGCAACUACAGCAUUUAUAAUGAAUAACCAUUUGAUAAUAAGCCAUGUUGGAGACUCCAGAGCUGUUUUAGGGGUCAAAAAAGAUAAUAUUUGUGAAGCCAGAAGAAUUACAACUGACCAUAAAGCAAAUGUCCCGAGUGAAAUGGAGCGAAUUAUAUCAAAUGACGGAGUAGUCAAAAAGCUUCCUGAUGAUUUUCCAUAUAGGAUUUUUGUAAAAGGUAAAGAAUACCCUGGAUUAUCUACAAGUAGGGCUAUAGGAGAUUCUGUUGCACAAACUGUCGGCGUUAUACCAAUUCCAGAAAUCCACGAUUUAGAGAUUACUGAGGAUUUUGAGUUUCUUCUAAUGUGCAGGAGAAUUAUUAAAAUGGCGUGAUCUGACGUGGACUCCUGGUGACUUGUGAGUUGAUCCAGGCCCAGGAAAGGCGAGCCACGUGGCGAUAGUUCUCCGGGGUGGGUUUUUGACUUGGGGCUGACCCUUGUCUUUUUUCCUUACCUGCAAGACGACCCUACUGGCGCAAAAUCCCGAUACCACUCCAUGGGAGCAUUAUUGAACCUGUGAUAUGGUUCUGACAGGCCAUGGAGAAGGCAGAAGGCGUUUCCCCUAUACUCUGAGCCUUGUCAGAGGUUGAAGGAGUUUUCUGCUGAGAUUCGGAGACCCUGACCGGGUGGGGUGGCUUCCCCGAAGACCUUCGACGUCACCAUUUUUUGGUGACGUCAGAAGGGAAAAAGGUGGUGUGAGGAUAGCGCUUAGCGUCACUGCGAGCUAUCCGGUGGACGGCGAGGGGCUGAAAUAAACCCCUGCGACCCGCUAUAACUUUAUUCUAAGCUAAUCUAAUGUGCAGUGAUGGGGUGUGGGAGUUUCUUUCAGACCAAGAAGCUAUUAAUAUUGUUAAAAAGUACGAAAAAAAUACCCAGCUUGCCGCUAUGAAAUUAGCAAGCUCUGCUUGGUCGAAGUGGAUUGAGCACGAAGAAUCAGUCGUCGAUGAUAUAUAGCCCAUGCCCUAUAUAGAUUUCUUUAUUGAGCAAGAUAUAAUAGAGAGCUAAAAGACCAAGGCAGAUUCUACAAAGGGAAGAAUUAGAUCUCUAUGCCAGAGAGGAUUAAAAAAGUGACAUACUAAAAAAUGCUUGACAAGUAUGAGUAAAGUUGGUAAGCAAGCACACCAAUUUUAUAAUCCUUUAUUAUUAAAUUAUUUUAAAUUAAAGAUACUUUACUCUCUCUAAAAGGAUAUCUUUAAUUUAAAAUUAAUUUAAUAAUAAAGCUAUUUUAAAAUUAGCCUCUUGUCAACUUUGUACGCACUUGUCAACUAUUUUUAGCAUGUUACUUUUUCCCCUUCCUGGCAUAUAGAUCUAGCUCACCCCCUCGAUAUAGUCCGUCUAUUGCAUUUUGCUUGAUAAAGAAAUCUAUAUAGGAGUAUUUGCUAUAACAGUGAUUGUAGUUCAUUUAUAG